Molecule: messenger RNA, 1743 nt
Organism: Quercus lobata
Lineage: Eukaryota; Viridiplantae; Streptophyta; Magnoliopsida; Fagales; Fagaceae
Product: (-)-germacrene D synthase-like
Exons: 8
Coding region: 142-1743 (533 amino acids)
Biological process (GO): diterpenoid biosynthetic process
Molecular function (GO): terpene synthase activity; magnesium ion binding
Source: RefSeq, a predicted model, not a curated record
UGCAUGCCUCAGCUAUAUCUAUAAAUACCUAAGCACAUAAGCUCUUCCUCUCAUGCCAGUCUUUUGAAGGACAAGAAGCAUACAUUAAAGCUUUUGCUAAUUGCACCAUUUCAACACUAAGUUGUUCUCUCACCUCCCAAAAUGUCUCAACAAAUUUCCAUGGCUACUGCUCAAACCCAAAAUCAAGAUGCUAAGGUACAUCGUCGCUUAGCAAAUUUUCGUCCAAGCUUAUGGGGAGACCAUUUCCUCUCUUAUUCUAAUAAAUCCGAGGAAACUAUUGAUGACUUGGAGAAAGUCCAAGGGUUGAAGGAAGAAGUGCAAAGGAUGUUGAUGGCUCCCAUCGAUAAUCUUCUAGAAAAGUUGGAGUUGAUUGAUGCAAUCCAACGCUUAGGAGUGUCGUACCAUUUUGAAGGUGAGAUUGAUGAAGUAUUACAACAAAUUCACAAGUAUCAUUAUACGUGUGAUGUCCAAGAAAGUGAUGAUGCUCUUUACACCGUUGCACUUCAUUUUCGAUUACUUAGACAACAAGGUUAUAACAUUCUAAGUGUAGAUAUCUUCAACAAAUUCAAAGACAAUAUGGGAAACUUCAAGGAAUCACUUACUAACGAUGUGAAUGGAAUGUUAAGCUUUUAUGAAGCUACACAUAUGAGGGUGCAUGGAGAAGAUAUACUUGAUGAAGCACUUAAGUUUACUACCACUCACCUUGAAUCAAUGGCGAUUAAUUUCAGCCCUCCUCUUGCCACACAAGUAAGCCAUGCUUUAAAUCGACCUAUUCGAAAGUGCUUGCCAAGGGUAGAGGCCAGGAGAUACUUUUCUAUCUACCAAGAAAAUGCUUCACCUAAUGAAGUUCUACUAAACUUUGCAAAAUUGGAUUUUAACAUGUUGCAAAAACAACACCAAAAGGAACUUAGCCAUAUCUCAAGGUGGUGGAAAGGUAUAGAUGUUGCAACAAACCUAUCUUUUGCACGAGAUAGGAUGGUGGAGUUAUACUUCUGGGCUUUGGGAGUAUACUUUGAACCCCAAUACUCUCUUGAUAGGAAGAUGCUAACCAAAAUAAUGUGCAUGAUAUCAACCAUAGAUGACAUAUAUGAUGCAUAUGGCACACAUAAAGAACUCGAGCUCUUCACAGACGCAAUUAAAAGGUGGGAUAUAAGUUGCAUAGACCAACUCCCAAAAUACAUGAAGUUGUGUUAUAAAGUACUCUUGGAUGUUUUUGAAGAAAUUGAAGAAGAGAUGUGCAAGGAUGGAAGAUUAUCUACUGUGUUUAUGAAAAAACUUGUUCAAGCCUACUUUGAAGAAGUCGUAUGGUUGAAAGAAAAAUAUAUUCCCACAGUGGAGGAAUAUAUGAGUAAUGCACUAAUAUCUUGUGGUUACCUCACGCUUAGCACCAUAUCUUUUAUUGUCAUGGGAGAUAUCGCGACCAAGGAAGCAUUAGAAUGGGUCAUCAAGGAGCCAAAGAUUGUUAGAGCAGCAUCAAUCAUAUGCAGGCUAAUGGAUGAUGUUGUUUCCAAUGAGUAUUUUUACUUCAACAGUGUAUAUGAGAGACUAGUUCAGUACUACAAGGAAUUAGAUCCACAUCUACAGAUUUAUGACAUGUUUGAGCAAGAGAGAGGGCACGUUGUCUUGGGCAUCGAGGGUUACAUGAAGCAAUAUGGUGUCUCAAAGCAAGGGGCACAUGACGAAUUUCGAAAGCAAAUCAUGAAUGCAUGGAAGGAUAAAAACAAAGAGUGUAACACCCCAUAA